Molecule: messenger RNA, 690 nt
Organism: Quercus robur (English oak)
Lineage: Eukaryota; Viridiplantae; Streptophyta; Magnoliopsida; Fagales; Fagaceae
Product: B3 domain-containing transcription factor VRN1-like
Exons: 3
Coding region: 1-690 (229 amino acids)
Molecular function (GO): DNA binding
Source: RefSeq, a predicted model, not a curated record
AUGGCCUUUCUUACGAUUCCAAAUGGUACAAAAUGGAAAGUGUUGACAAAACGUGAUGGGGAGGCUUGGUUUCAAAAUGGUUGGUGCGAAUUUGCAAGCUAUCAUGCUCUAAUCCUGGGGCACUUGCUAGUUUUCAGAUAUGAAGGAAAUUCACAAUUUUCUGUACUCAUAUUUGAUGCCACUACAAUAGAAAUAGACUAUCCUUUAGAUGACCAACUCCAAGUUCGUAGGAUGGAAGACAAUGAGAGUGAUGAUAACUCUCUUGAAAUCAUGGAUGGCUUUAUGCCAAGCCGAAAAACAGGGGAGAAACCACCAUUACCAUGCCCUCUACCUCAUAAGAGGGCAAAAACCAAUCCAACAAGAUUAGCUUAUGGGGUUGGAGGAAAUCGAGUAGGAUGCAAAAGCAGCCCGUUAGUUAAACUUGAAUCUGAUUGCAAUCUGGAUGAUGUGUCUUUCUCACAUGACCAAUUUCCUAAGAAAGAUGGUGGUGUAGCUGAAAAUCUUGUGAGAGCCAAUGCUUUUAAAUCAGAAAAUCCCCUUUUCACAGUUAUCAUUCAUCCAUCAUACAUUAAUGGCAAGGAUCGUGCGAGCUUACCCCAUGGCAUUAUCAACUACUUACCGAGAAAAGGCUUUACCAAGGACUACACCAAAGGAAGUAUACUCACUGUGAAGCUCCAAGUUGUGGACUGA